GGCGCGAUAAACGGUCCGGCGGCGGCGCUCUCGCACGGCGGCGGCGACGUCGAUGGUGGCGGUGACCGGCACACCACGGCCGACGGACACACGACGAAUAUUAUAUGAUGAUAUCGUCGCAAUAAUAUUAUGCGGAAAAGCGUUGCGCCGCCGAAGAAAACGAGAAAAACGAUAAGGACGUCGGCUUUGAGAUCGCGCCGGAUGUGAGUAUACAUUGUAACACGUAUCGAAUAAACAAGAAAUAUGAAGCGACAGAAUGUGCGCACACUGUCUCUAGUAGUUUGCACGUUUACAUAUUUGCUAGUGGGAGCUGCUGUGUUCGAUGCAUUGGAAUCGGAAACUGAGAGAAAAAGAUGGAAUCACCUUUUAGAACUAAAGCAAGCUUUGGUAAGAAAAUACAGCAUAAGCGAAGAUGAUUACAGGAUGAUGGAGGUUGCUAUCAUCGAAAAUAAGCCUCACAAAGCUGGACCACAGUGGAAAUUUGCGGGCGCAUUCUAUUUCUCCACAGUCGUUUUGGCUAUGAUUGGUUAUGGGCAUUCGACACCAGUGACAAUUGGUGGAAAAGCAUUUUGUAUGGCAUACGCUAUGGUGGGCAUACCAUUAGGACUUAUUAUGUUCCAGAGUAUUGGUGAACGUUUAAAUAAAUUUGCGUCCGUAGUUAUUAGGAGGGCCAAACAGUAUUUAAAAUGUAAAAAGGAAGAAGCCACGGAAAUGAAUUUAAUGUUCGCUACCGGACUGCUGUCGUCGGUUAUCAUCACUACUGGUGCGGCUGUUUUUUCAAAAUAUGAAGGAUGGAGCUAUUUUGAUAGUUUUUAUUAUUGUUUCGUUACACUCACCACCAUCGGUUUCGGAGAUUACGUCGCAUUACAGAACGAUCAGGCUUUGAUGACAAUGCCCGGGUACGUGGCGCUUAGCUUGGUGUUCAUUUUGUUUGGACUCGCCGUUGUUGCCGCCAGCAUCAACUUGUUGGUACUGCGUUUCAUGACCAUGAACGCAGAGGAAGUGAGGCGCGAGGACAACGAGCUCCAGGGCGUGUCGCAGCACGUCAUCACCGUCGACGGCGAAGCGGUGACGUCCGUCAACGGCAAACUGUUGGCCGGGCACACGGUCGGCCGGGACGCGGGCGACGACGUGGACCAAGUGUCCGUGUGCUCGUGCACGUGCGUGGGACCGGUGCAGUACGACUACAACCGGGACAUACGGCCGGCGGAACGGGCGGCCGCCAACGCCGCGGCCGCCGCCGCCGUGGUCUACAGCAGCCCGCCGACCGAUCAGCCACUGCUGUCCUUGAAGAGGGUGUCCAUAUAAAAAGUCGGCGACGGCGGCGGCGUAGUGUACCUACGAUUGUAUAUUAUAUUAUAGAGAAGGACGUAUUAUUAUUAUUAUUAUUAUUAUAAUUAUAUAUUCACCCCCCCCACCUCUCACUACCCGCCACGAAACGUCGUAAGGCCCAAAGCCUUUUCGUCACUGCGGCACGACGUUCGGUCCGAAAUGUAAGCGUAGACACAUAUUUUAUUGUACAGGGUCGUUCAAAAGUCUUCCGCGGAUUUCGAAAAUUAAUAUAUUUUUUUUUUCAAAUCCACGACGACGACGAUGCGGUAGGUAUUCAAAAUACGGUAUCGUUUUUCAUACAAGUCCAUUUCGGCGGGCUAACCGACGAUAGUUAUUCAUUACAAACGCUCACUGCAAGACACUCGCGCGUUUAUCGGCAACGAAGGUACGAAAAAAAAAAACAUUAAACGAAAAUUAACUCGACUGUCUUAUAUGUUUACAAUAAUAAUGGUACCUAUAUAGGUGAAGACUUUUGAAUCGCCCUGUAUGUUUUUACCUAACAUAUACAUAGUUUUCUAUUAAUAACCAUAGUAUACGCGUCGUCUUAUGGUUGACAUCGUGUCUAUGGAAACUCAAGCAGUACGCUUUGCUCUUGUCUCACAUCAAAAUACGUUUUUUAAAUCAAUUCCUUUUUUUUAUUAUUUCUGAAGUUGGAGAGAAAAUAUUUACAUUCGAGAUUCGCUAUAUCGAAUAUAUAAUAUAUACGUACGAUACACAGUUAUCGCUGCAGUUAAGACUACAUUUUUAGUUAUACGGCUCCUCGUUUACUUUUCGCCUGCCUAAUCGUGUUAUCUUAAUCAUAAAAUGUAGGAUAUGUCAAUUAUUAAUUUUUACGAUUGAACUUUUUUGUUAUGCACUAUUUUAAAGCAAACAUUUUCAUUAUCUCUAGAAUACCAGAAUUUUAAUUAAUUUUAAUUGUGUAUAACUCGUCUUAAACUGCUAUCGAACGAUAAUCGCCGUUAGUUUAGCAUAUUAUUAUAAACGUCCUCCUUGAACUAAUUGACGUAAUAAAACUUUCGUUUACGGAAAUUUAUGUCACAGUAAUCAGCAAGCGAUUGGCGCUGACGACGGUCAUUUACCGAUAACACACACUUAAAAUUAUUUAAAAACAAUUUACGUUCAUAUUACAAACGGUUGAAACAUCUCAAUAUCAUAUUUGUAGUUUCCAUCACUGUUGUAGUGGACCUAUAUGGUUGUAUAGUUGCAUACAUUUGAAAACUUUAUUAUUCGAUCUCGUUUAGGUAUAUGACUUUAAAGCAGAGUGUUAUAAUAUUAUUAUUUGUGUGAUCGCGACGACGGAUAACUUGACAUACGCAAACCCAUUUUAAUCACGAACAUUGUUUUUAUUUUCAAUUACAACCGUAUUAACUGUAACAGUUUUAAAUCCCCGGGCUUACAAUUGGACAUAGUCGUAUUACCUUUUCCCAUUUUUGUUUUAAAAUGUUAACCGCCUAUAGUCAUUUCAUGAAAAUGUAUUAAACAAUAGAACAUAAAAACGUAUAAACUAUAAAUGAGUUAAACGAAAACUCAUUAUUUAUUGUUUAUAAAUUGUAAAUCGCAACAAAUAACAUAUAAUUAUAUUAUUAUGUGCAGAUUUUGUAUUUUUUUUUUUUUUUAUGUUUCUGUUGUUAAUAAAAUAUGAUUAUUAAUUAUUA
Rhopalosiphum padi (bird cherry-oat aphid) is the source of this 2987-nucleotide messenger RNA. RefSeq names its product two pore potassium channel protein sup-9-like. The record is from RefSeq and is a predicted model, not a curated record. Gene Ontology annotation, biological process: stabilization of membrane potential; potassium ion transmembrane transport. The transcript has 7 exons. Bases 244 to 1308 code for a protein of 354 amino acids. Gene Ontology annotation, cellular component: membrane. Gene Ontology annotation, molecular function: potassium ion leak channel activity. NCBI's taxonomy places the organism in Eukaryota, Metazoa, Arthropoda, Insecta, Hemiptera, Aphididae.